AUGGGAAUUCUCCAAUCCCCACCCGUGAUCUUUUGGCCCGGCUUCGAUGAGAAGCACGCGUUUAAUCCAGGUCGUUCACCCCGUCCUCCAUACUUUGGUGCUGAGGAAGACGACGAAGAACCAAUUUUUUUGGUCCAUAGUUUGGUUAGUGAUCAAGAUCAACGUGGACGUCGUGAUAAAAGAAGCAACUAUGGAAGCAAGCGCGACUACCAGAAGAACCGCCCAAACUAC
This is a messenger RNA of Mesorhabditis belari, 231 nucleotides long. The record is from the annotation of a GenBank genome assembly. NCBI's taxonomy places the organism in Eukaryota, Metazoa, Nematoda, Chromadorea, Rhabditida, Rhabditidae.